CUGACCUGCAGCUCCGCUCAGUCACGUGACUUUCUCCGCUUCCUUCGCUCCUGUCAGCCAGAUUCUUCUUCUGCGGACACUUUCAGGUCCAGCCAGGCUAACACACGCCGGGUUAAAAACCCGGUUUGUCUCCCGUUUCUCCGCCGUGUAGCCGAGGAGCAGCUGGUUCCGGACCGGAAUGUAGUUUCUGCUGUUUGUUUGUUGCGGACCUGCUCUUGCAAACGCUUCGACAACUUCAAACCGUCCCAGUACCAGAGCUGUUUUCUGGAUUUAUUUCAUGCCGAAGUUAACCCUGGACAGAAUCAACUAUCAGGGUUGCAACGGUUUUCUCUGUGAAGUCCUUUGAAGUUUGUCUCCACCCGCCUGCUGACAGGAGCAGUCAUGCCGUCCAACAAAUCAGUGUCCGACGCGCCCAUCACUCAGUUCAUCAACUGCAGAAUACUGAGAGACCACACUCUGCAGAGGGAGGACCUGUGGGUGCGUGAAGGGAAGAUCUUAGAUCCAGAGAAGCUGUUCUUUGAUGAGCACGGCUACGCCGACCAGCAGGUGGACUGUGAAGGCAGCAUUAUUGCACCGGGCUUUAUAGACGUCCAGAUUAAUGGAGGCUACGGCAUCGAUUUCUCUCAGCCGUCCGAGGACGUCAGUGCCGGAGUUUCUUUUGUGGCCAAAAAGAUCCUGGAACACGGCGUAACGUCCUUCUGUCCGACUCUGGUCACCUCUCCUCCCGCCGUCUACCACAAGGUUUUGCCUCAGGUCAGAGUGCACAACGAGGGCCAACAUGGAGCUGGAGUUCUGGGUUUCCACCUGGAGGGUCCGUUCAUCAGCGUGGAGAAGCGAGGAGCCCACCCAGAGCCGUACCUGCGUACCUUUCGGUCAGGAGGAAUUGACGAACUGAUGGAGGUCUACGGCAGCCUGGACAAUGUUGCCAUGGUGACGCUGGCCCCUGAGCUGGCUGGCAGCCAGUCGGUGGUGAGGGAGCUGUGUCAGCGGGGCAUCACUGUGUCGUUAGGUCACUCAGUGGCAAACCUGUCGCAGGCUGAGGAGGCUGUUCGCCACGGAGCCUCCUUCAUCACUCACCUCUUCAACGCCAUGUUGCCUUUCCACCAUCGUGACCCAGGUAUCGUUGGAUUAUUGACCAGCGAUCAGGUCCCUGCAGGCCGGACGGUGUUCUACGGCAUGAUCGCUGACGGGAUCCACACCAACCCCGCCGCCCUCCGGAUCGCACAUAGAGCUCACCCCUCAGGUCUGGUGUUGGUGACGGAUGCGAUCACAGCGAUGGGUCUUCCUCCAGGGCGUCACACUCUGGGCCAGCAGGUCAUCGAGAUCCAGGGUCUCCACGCUUACGUGGCAGGCACUAAGACGCUCAGCGGCAGCAUAGCCACCAUGGAGAUGUGUGUGCGCCACUUCAAACAGGCCUCAGGCUGCAGUGUUGAGGAAGCUCUGGAAGCUGCCUCGCUUCAUCCGGCUCAGCUUCUCGGUAUCAGCCACAAGAAGGGGAAGCUGGACUACGGAUCAGAUGCAGACCUUGUUCUGCUGGAUGACGCCCUCAACGUCAAAGCCACCUACAUUUCUGGAGAGGAGGUUUGGAGAAAAGGACCAUAGAUGAAGAAGAAAAGAACCGACUGGGACUCUGUGCCUUCAGUGUGUCUUAUUCAGAUUAUUUACACUUAAUUUUAAAGAUGUUUUUUUGGUAUUCCUACUGAGUAAAAUGCAAGUUUCACACGUCAUCAAUCAUUUGCAAUAUUUUUACUUAUAAAAUAGAUAUUAAAUUAGUUUUUCUUCCUUCCAAACAGCUACAGAUUUUUCUUUUAUGACUUCCUGGUGUGAAAAUCAGCUCACAGAGUCUCAGUAAUCCAUUAGUCUGCCCGCUCUGUUGGAGCGGUUUGUGAUGUGUUAUAGCAGUUGUUGGUGCAGAUUAAAAACAAACCAGUUCUGUAUCGCCUCACCAAGAUGCAACACAGACAACAACAGCUCAUUUAAAAACCUAUUCCCAGCAUUUCUGCAGGAAAAUGACGGAAAACAGACUCAGGAUGAUAAAUCACAGCAGGUCUGUUGCGAUUCAGGAGGAAGAAAGCAGCAGCAAUCAGAGCAACUUCCAUUGUUACUGACAGAAAACAGUCCAUUACAAGGAAAACUGAACAAGUAUUCAUGGACAAAGGUUUUUAAAUAAUAUACCUCUUUUAGAUAAUUUAAGAAUUGUAAUGUCAGUUCCUUAGAAUUAAUUUAAAAUGCCUAAGAAACAUACAACCUACACAUUUGGUCCUAAAGACAAAAAAUGCCCAUAUUGUAAAUGCCAUCUUUGAAGCCACAUUUCACAAACAAAUGCAUUUCUUGAUGUUAACAUUUCAUUUUGGAUUACUAGUCUUCUAUUUAAAUUCUUGUAGUUGUCCAUCAGAUUGCACUACUUUUUUUUUACAUAUUUAAAGCAUGCAAACAUUUUAUGGGAAGUAUUAAUUUUCAGUCUUCCUAAGUCCAUGCAGUGAUUUCCAGUAGAAAAUCCUGUGUGCUUUAAAUGCAGAAGAUCACCAGCAUCCAGUUUUGACAUUUAGCCUUGUACCAUGCACACAGAGAUUCCCCCAGAUUCUCUGAAUCUUUUGAUAUUAUACACUGUAGAUGGUGGGAUCUGUAAAGUCUUCACAAUUUUACGUUGAGGAAAAUUUGACUGAAUUUAUAACUUUUCCAGUCUUUUGUUGCUCCUGGUCCAACUUUUUACAGACAUGUGUUGCUGCCAUCAGAUGCACAAUGAGCUCAUAUUGCCAAUGAAAUAGUCAAAUGUCUCAAUGUCAACAGCUGAUAUGUUGUUUAUGUUUUAUUGGGAAUAAAAUAUAGGUUAAUGAGAUGUGAAAAUCGUUGCAUUCCGUUUUCAUUUACUUUUUUUUUUUUUUACACAGCAACCCAUCUUUUUGGGAAUGGUGGUUGUAUUUUAUUAAU
This is a messenger RNA of Melanotaenia boesemani (Boeseman's rainbowfish), 2931 nucleotides long. It is a transcript of the gene amdhd2, whose product is annotated as amidohydrolase domain containing 2. The transcript has 12 exons. NCBI's taxonomy places the organism in Eukaryota, Metazoa, Chordata, Actinopteri, Atheriniformes, Melanotaeniidae. Gene Ontology annotation, biological process: N-acetylglucosamine catabolic process. Bases 382 to 1602 code for a protein of 406 amino acids. The record is from RefSeq and is a predicted model, not a curated record. Gene Ontology annotation, molecular function: N-acetylglucosamine-6-phosphate deacetylase activity.